This is a messenger RNA of Aspergillus glaucus CBS 516.65, 501 nucleotides long. RefSeq names its product EthD domain-containing protein. Bases 1 to 501 code for a protein of 166 amino acids. The transcript has 2 exons. Gene Ontology annotation, molecular function: oxidoreductase activity. NCBI's taxonomy places the organism in Eukaryota, Fungi, Ascomycota, Eurotiomycetes, Eurotiales, Aspergillaceae. The record is from RefSeq and is a predicted model, not a curated record.
AUGAAUCCUUUACCCAAAGACUAUCAAUUCACCUAUCCAGAGCUAGAUUAUAGCUCCAAACCAAACAUCCAACAUGCAAUCAAGGUUUCAGUCUUCUUUCGCAAACUUGACAGAAUUUCACACGCGGACUUCUUUCGGCACUGGGAGACCGUCCACGCAGAUUUGGCCGUCGCUACCAAGGCCUUCCAGAAUUAUAUUCUCCGAUACGCCCAGCACCACCAAACCCCUGAGAUGAAGAAACGCGCAACAAGCCUUGGAGAACACGUCCUUGAGUACGAUGCCUGCGCACAGCUAUGGGUGCGCACUUGGGACGACUGGUUGGCCUUCUACAACAGUCCCGAGUAUGCAGCUGCGCUAAGCGACGAUUGCAACCGAUUCAUGGCCUUGCCAAUGACAUAUAUGGUUGGUUAUGAAAAUUUAGUCGUGGGCGACGCUUCAGUGGUGCUUGGUGGCUCGGAUGGAUUGCCGGCAAAGCCGGCGAACAAUGCCACAAAAGAUUGA